AUUAAUUCAUAUUUUUGAGUUAUACUCAAGGGAUGGGUACAAUAAGUACAUUUAUUACUUUUGCCGCCAUUAUCGGCGUAACCGUUUCGUUCGAAAAUACAAAAAUUGUGAAUACAAAACAAGGAAAAGUUGAAGGAUAUUUAACAAAUAAUGGAUUCUAUUAUGAAUAUCUUGGUAUUAGAUAUGGCGUCCCAAAUAAGUUUCGAGCCCCCUCCCCACCACCGAAAUUCUCAGGUAUAUAUAAAGCGAAUAAUCCGAACGUCAUCUGUCCCCAAUUCCCAACUCAUGACCCCUUAGCCGCUCCCAGUGACACUGAGGACUGCCUCGUUUUGAACAUAUAUGCUCCAUCAUUUAUCAAUGCAACCUUCCCGGUCAUGGUGUUCAUCCACGGUGGAGACUUCGGAGUCGGUUCUGGCUCCGCCGCAUUUUACGGGGCAGAUUAUUUAGUUAGCCACAGUGUCAUCGUUGUCACCUUGAACUACAGGCUGAACGCAUACGGGUUCCUUAAUUUGGACCUACCAGAAGCCCCCGGAAACGCUGGCUUGAAGGACAUCAGAGCGGCUUUGAGAUGGAUCAAUGAGAAUAUUGCCAACUUUAAUGGAGAUCCUGAUAAUGUGACAGUUUUUGGUCAAGGUAGUGGAGGUUUAGCAGCUAUAUACCUUACCAUGACGGAUACCACAAAGGGUCUCUUCCAUAGAAUAAUAUCGGAGAGCGGCACGCCCUUCGCGCCUCAGUCGUUCGACGCACAACCAUUGGCGACCGCGAGACAAGUUGCAAAAUCACUGGGAGUAAAAACUAAAAAUCCGAAGGAACUCCUGAAAAUAUACACUGAAACCCCAAUCACAGAAGUCGAAGAAGCGAUUGGGAAACAAAUGAACGCUAAGUCGGUAUUCCUACCAACUGUUGAGAAGAUAUUCGACGAUGAGGAGGCAUUCCUGACAGAUUCACCGUACAAUAUCCUCACGACUGGCAAGAAGCACAAGUGUUUCAAUCCUGUGCCAAUAAUCAUUGGUAUAAACACGGUUGAAGGAUUGACAAGUACACUGGAUUACUACACAAUAACGAGCCAAAUGGAUAGGAUUAGGAACGAGGAUUAUUCAGCUCUAGACCAGAGAAGUUUAAUCGUGCCUUUUGAUGAAAGAGAAGAAUUCCGAAACACUAUCAAAGAUACCUUCUUCGCAAAUACAACAUCAGACGAAGCGUUAGUGGGGGGCAUUAUAAACUUGAACACUGAUUUCUCGUACGUCGGUCCGAUAUCAUUAUUCUCUGACCUAUACGCCAAUAGUUCUGGCAUGCCAGUAUACCAAUAUAUAUUCAGUUACGUCGGUAAUAGAAACCUGGGGAGACUGUUGACGAAUAGCAGUUUAGCUGCAACAGCUAACAGAGAUGAACUGUUUUACAUCUUCGAGUUGGAACGAAUGCCAUUACCAAUGGAUGAAAACGAUGCGAGGAUUGUCACAUUUAUGACCAUGAUGUGGACGAACUUCGCGAAGUUUGGUUCACCUACACCAGAUCCUAGCAAUGGUGAGUGGUUACCAUACCACCAUUUGGCCAUCAAUUUAGAACCUCAAUACGUGGCGCCGUUAACACCGGAGCGGGCGUACUUUUGGCGCCAUUUCUAUUACAAAUAUGGCGCCGAUAAAUAA
This is a messenger RNA of Vanessa atalanta (red admiral), 1646 nucleotides long. RefSeq names its product juvenile hormone esterase-like. Lineage: Eukaryota; Metazoa; Arthropoda; Insecta; Lepidoptera; Nymphalidae. Bases 33 to 1646 code for a protein of 537 amino acids. The record is from RefSeq and is a predicted model, not a curated record. The transcript is spliced from 3 exons.